Penicillium angulare is the source of this 426-nucleotide messenger RNA. RefSeq lists its product as uncharacterized. Lineage: Eukaryota; Fungi; Ascomycota; Eurotiomycetes; Eurotiales; Aspergillaceae. The record is from RefSeq and is a predicted model, not a curated record. Bases 1 to 426 code for a protein of 141 amino acids. The transcript has a single exon.
AUGUCGAGUCAGUAUCCCAUUCUUUCGAGCGGAGUAGGAGCGUCACGGAUGGUCUCACAUGGUCCAAUCAUUUCUUUCGAAUGUGGACCUCCGUCUCAAGUGUGUCAAGGGGCUCCUUUCCCUAUAAUUGUCAACGUGGCAUUUCUAGGCUCUGAGGAAAUGCAAAAAGGCGCGACCUUCGCGUUUAAUAUUUCUCUGGGCGAUAAUCGAGGCCACCUAUCUGGAAAGGGGCUCAGUGGAUCAUUGACCUCAUCUCUGGAGACCAUCAUGGAUGGUGGCUGUCAGCGAGUAGCGGCAUUCAAAGACAUAGCAAUUCAUGAAGUCGGCCGGCAUCGACUCCGAAUUCUGCUAGCAGCCGCUUUUAUGUUCCAAGUUACGGUCAUUGCGCGGCUUGAUUCUGAUUUUGUUGAAGUGCAGGCUGCAUGA